This is a messenger RNA of Propithecus coquereli (Coquerel's sifaka), 1452 nucleotides long. It is a transcript of the gene DYNC1LI1, whose product is annotated as dynein, cytoplasmic 1, light intermediate chain 1. The transcript has 11 exons. The record is from RefSeq and is a predicted model, not a curated record. Gene Ontology annotation, biological process: microtubule cytoskeleton organization; microtubule-based movement. Bases 154 to 1452 code for a protein of 432 amino acids. NCBI's taxonomy places the organism in Eukaryota, Metazoa, Chordata, Mammalia, Primates, Indriidae. Gene Ontology annotation, cellular component: cytoplasmic dynein complex; centrosome. Gene Ontology annotation, molecular function: dynein heavy chain binding.
AGUCCCGGCAGGGCCCGGGCCCCGCCCCCUCAGGCUCCGCCCUGCUCCCGUGCGCUGAACGCCCCAUAUCCGGGUUCCCGCCGCCUUCGCCGCCGCGGUCUUCGCCGCUUCGCUCAUUCAGCCUUGCCGGGAGUGGAGUGAUUCCCGAGCAAGAUGGCGGCCGUGGGACGAGUCGGCUCCUUCGGUUCCUCUCCGCCGGGAUUAGCCUCGACUUACACGGGCGGUUCCUUGACCAACGAACUAGCGUCUGGCAACGGCGGCGCCGCAGCAGGCGACGACGAGGACGGGCAGAACCUUUGGUCCUGCAUCCUCAGCGAGGUCUCCACCCGCUCGCGCUCCAAGCUCCCCACGGGGAAGAACGUGCUGCUGCUGGGUGAAGAUGGAGCUGGAAAAACAAGCUUAAUAAGAAAAAUUCAGGGAAUCGAGGAGUACAAGAAAGGAAGAGGAUUGGAAUAUUUGUACUUAAAUGUGCAUGAUGAAGACAGGGAUGAUCAAACAAGAUGUAAUGUGUGGAUCUUAGAUGGAGACCUGUAUCACAAAGGCCUCCUUAAAUUUUCACUGGAUGCCAUCUCCCUGAAGGACACUCUAGUUAUGCUUGUUGUUGAUAUGUCAAAGCCUUGGACUGCUUUGGAUUCUUUACAGAAAUGGGCAAGUGUUAUUAGAGAACAUGUUGACAAAUUGAAAAUCCCUCCUGAAGAAAUGAAAGAAAUGGAACAAAAGCUGAUUAGAGACUUCCAAGAAUAUGUAGAGCCAGGAGAAGACUUCCCAGCUUCUCCACAGAGAAGAAAUACCACAUCACAGGAAGACAAAGAUGACAGUGUAGUUUUACCUCUGGGUGCGGAUACACUCACACAUAACUUGGGCAUUCCAGUACUAGUAGUUUGCACAAAGUGUGAUGCCAUUAGUGUAUUGGAGAAAGAACAUGACUACAGAGAUGAACAUUUUGAUUUUAUUCAGUCACAUAUCCGGAAGUUUUGUUUACAGUAUGGUGCAGCACUUAUUUACACUUCAGUAAAAGAAAACAAAAAUAUAGACUUAGUAUAUAAAUACAUUGUUCAGAAACUAUAUGGAUUUCCCUAUAAGAUUCCUGCUGUUGUUGUGGAAAAGGAUGCAGUAUUUAUUCCAGCAGGGUGGGAUAAUGAUAAGAAAAUAGGAAUAUUACAUGAAAAUUUUCAAACAUUAAAAGCAGAAGAUAAUUUUGAAGACAUCAUAACUAAACCUCCUGUCCGAAAGUUUGUGCAUGAGAAGGAAAUUAUGGCAGAAGAUGACCAAGUGUUUCUUAUGAAGCUUCAGUCCCUUUUAGCAAAGCAACCACCAACUGCAGCUGGAAGGCCUGUGGUCAGUCAGAAGCCUGUCCUAGAUGUUCAUGCAGAACUAGACAGAAUUACACGAAAACCAGUUACAGUUUCUCCUACAACACCUACAUCUCCUACGGAAGGGGAAGCUUCCUGA